Messenger RNA from Purpureocillium lilacinum, 291 nucleotides. RefSeq lists its product as uncharacterized. NCBI's taxonomy places the organism in Eukaryota, Fungi, Ascomycota, Sordariomycetes, Hypocreales, Ophiocordycipitaceae. The record is from RefSeq and is a predicted model, not a curated record.
AUGGGUCGCGCCGUCGUCGGCCGGGGCUUCUCCCUGUCGACGAGCGCGCGCCUGGGCCUGAAGGAGUCGUCCAGCCAAACCGACCAGGACUACGACAAGCACAAGCGCGACUCGCUCGAGAAGCAGAAGAAGGGCUCGGGCCACUGGAAGCCGGAGCUCGCGUCCGACAGCGAGGAGGCCGUGAAGGCGGACCGCUCGUCCAAGGAGGGCGUCAGCGAGCUGCAGGAGCGGACGAAGCGCGCGGCCGAGGAGACGUCCAAGGCGGGGACGAGCGUCCGUGACGGAAUGUAG